AUGAUGGUGGAAGGAUCAGCUUUUACAAGGAACGAUGUGUUUCAAAUGGCAAUUCGAGUGGCUUUUGUAUCGGCUGUUACUUAUUUUUCAAUUAAAUGGCUUGUAAAUCAGAUCGACCCUACUUCAAAAAGUCGUAAGAAAGCGGAGGAACGAGCUCGUGAACAGUUACGCAAGAUAUCUUGCAGAGCGGGGCUUGGCGGCAAACACUCAGUGGAGCUAGACAAGUUGACAGACCAUGAGAUGAUUAUUGCUUCACAGUUGGUUGUACCAGAUGAGAUAAAUGUAAACUGGAAAGAUAUAGCUGGCUUGGACCACUUGAUCCAAGAACUCCGUGAAACUGUAAUCCUGCCAAUACAGAAACGGGAACUUUUUGCUGACAGCAGACUUACACAACCACCCAAAGGAGUGUUGCUACAUGGACCCCCAGGCUGUGGAAAGACCUUGAUCGCGAAGGCAACAGCAAAGGAAGCUAACAUGAGCUUUAUUAACUUAGAUGUGUCACUGCUCACUGACAAAUGGUACGGUGAGACACAGAAAUUAGCGGCUGCUGUGUUCAGUCUCGCUGUCAAGCUACAACCUUGCAUUGUGUUCAUAGACGAGAUCGAGUCAUUUCUGCGCACGCGCACCCAACAUGACCACGAGGCGACGGCCAUGAUGAAAACGCAGUUCAUGUCGCUUUGGGACGGACUCAUCACCGACAACACCUGUACCGUGAUUAUCAUGGGAGCGACGAACCGUCCCCAAGACCUGGACAAGGCGAUCCAACGCCGCAUGCCGGCCACCUUCCACGUGCCCAUGCCCAACGAGAUGCAGCGCGAGAGGAUCCUGCAGCUCAUACUGAAGUCCGAGCCUGUCUCAGACGAUAUUGACUACCGUCGCCUUGCAAGUGCAACAGAGGGCUUCUCUGGUUCAGAUCUGCACGAGCUAUGUCGCCAAGCUGCUGUGUACCGGGUCCGCGAGUUCGCCAGGGAAGAGUGUGCCCGGGAGACUGAUGAGGUGAAAAAUAAAACAACAAAUUCAGAGUCCGACGAAGAGUUUGUUGAUGCAGUUCGGCCAAUCACCAUGGAGGACUUGAGGCUGUCACUGAACAAGCUCAAAGAGUCCAAGUUUCAGUGCGGUACCUUAGCGCCCAACAUGCGGAUAGAGCUCGAUUAG
Messenger RNA from Parnassius apollo (apollo), 1155 nucleotides. NCBI's taxonomy places the organism in Eukaryota, Metazoa, Arthropoda, Insecta, Lepidoptera, Papilionidae. The record is from the annotation of a GenBank genome assembly.